This is a messenger RNA of Penicillium robsamsonii, 1305 nucleotides long. Its product is annotated as putative nucleoporin. The transcript is spliced from 3 exons. Lineage: Eukaryota; Fungi; Ascomycota; Eurotiomycetes; Eurotiales; Aspergillaceae. Gene Ontology annotation, molecular function: structural constituent of nuclear pore. Gene Ontology annotation, biological process: protein localization to nuclear inner membrane; NLS-bearing protein import into nucleus; nuclear pore organization. Bases 1 to 1305 code for a protein of 434 amino acids. Gene Ontology annotation, cellular component: nuclear pore; nuclear pore central transport channel. The record is from RefSeq and is a predicted model, not a curated record.
AUGUCUCUCUUUGGCGGAACCCAGCCUCAGGCUAACACAUCCAUGUUCGGCAACACGGCACCGAAGCCAUCUCUCUUUGGCGCCCCGGCAACUACAACCCAGUCCAACACCAGUACACUGUUCGGCGGAGGGCAGACCCAACAGCCUGCAUCAACAGCAACCGGUGCAUUUGGCGCGAGCGCGUUCGGCGGCGGCGCAAGUGCCGCACCACAGCAGCAAGCAGGAUCGAUGUUCGGAAAUCCGGAGAAGGCCCAGAACUCCUUCGGCUCAGGUGCUUUGGGGCAGCCGCAGCAGCAACAGCAAGGAAGCGCAUUCGGCUCCUCGCUACAGAAACCGCAAGGUAGCCUUUUCUCCGGAGGCCAGCAGCAAUCACAGCAACCCGCGGGUGGAUUAGGAGGCCUCGGAGGUCUCGGUGCCAACACUCAACAAUCAAAUGCCUUCGGUCAGCAGCAAUCGCAAUUCGGCCAGACCACGAUGACAACACCACAGCCCCAGCAGCAACAGCCUUCUCUGUCGUCAAGCCUGUGGUCCCCCGGCCGUGCUAUUACUGGGGUGCACCGAACUGUUCCUAUGCAAGUAGCCAUCAUCAAGGAUAAAUGGGAUCCUCCCAGCCAAAGCUCGCCAUUCCGAGCCUACCUGUACAACAAUGUCGGCGAGGAGGCCGCGCCUUUCUACCAACCGGGUCCCGAGGACGAUGAGUCAAAAUGGGAAGAGGCUUUGCGCAAGCGACCAGGUCCAGGAUAUGUUCCUGUUCUUGUCAAGGGCUUCUGGGAUCUCGGUAAACGCGCGCAGCGACAAAGGGAUUUCCUCACUAUGAUGCAGUCGCGCCUGCAUGAGAUCAACAAUUGCUUGACCGGACUCCUCUCGAAGCAUGAUCUCAACCUCUCCGUCAAGAUCGCUGACUGCCGGCGGAAGCACAUUAUUCUGAGCAAACGAUGCCUCGCUCUUGCCGCUAAGACGCAGAUUCUUCGCAACAGAGGAUAUGCCAUGGAUGAAGCGGAGGAACAGUUGAAGAAGAAGCUUGUUGAAUUGGAACGUGCCGUUUUCGACCCGUCCCUCAAUGGUCGUGCCGAAGAAAUCUGGGCCCGUAUGUUGGCCAUUCACGAACACUCUAAGCGACUGCAAGUGGAGAUGGAUCGUGCCGGAGUAAACGUGACACAAGCGGAGGAUGACAUUGAUGAGCAGACCUUGAAGACAGCAAAGAAGAUUCUGGACGAUUACCACUCUCAGAUUCAGCAUCUCCAGAAGGAGAUGGAGUCCAUCAAGAAGGACUUCAGCGAGGUGGAGAAAGCGAUUGGGAAUUGA